Molecule: messenger RNA, 9120 nt
Organism: Biomphalaria glabrata
Lineage: Eukaryota; Metazoa; Mollusca; Gastropoda; Planorbidae
Product: poly [ADP-ribose] polymerase tankyrase-like
Exons: 57
Coding region: 354-7934 (2526 amino acids)
Molecular function (GO): protein binding; NAD+ poly-ADP-ribosyltransferase activity
Source: RefSeq, a predicted model, not a curated record
AAUCUAGUCUAGAUCAAGACCUAUUUAGUGUGAUAGACUGCUGCAAGAUUAAUAGAUUCCUUCGUAAAGCUAGCUUCUGCUAGAUCUAUAUGUCAAUAUGUAGAUCUAGAUCUAUAUUCUAGAAUAGAUUCAGAUCAACCAGCUCUAUAUCAUAGUGAUGAAAAUUGGUGCAUAAUAAUGUAAAAAUAGAUUAGUAGGUCCUACUAUUCUGAAAGAAAUGGGACCUGAAGGCCUUGGACUUGGAUUAUACAUCUUGAUUUUGUUCUUAUUGUGAUACUUGGCCCUGAAUCAAUAGACCUGUACUGCCUACAGAUUGUAGAAUCCUAGAUAAUUUGAUACUGUAUGUUAACAAUAUGGCACGAAAAAAAGUUUCAAGCAAACGAACCAAACAAUCAACUUCUACAAAACAUGUUUCAAAAACAUCGUUGAAUCUUGCACAUGCUGAGACACAGAAAAACAAGGAAGCAGAUACUGAAAUAGUACUGAUGGAUAUUUCUUCUCUCAGAAGAAUGCCAACGGAUGAGUUAAUAAAUGAUAAUAUGGAAAUAAAUGCCAGAAGAAGCUCAAGAAGUCAAGCAGUUGAGUCUGUGAAGGCUUUAACAUCAAAAUUGUUGAAAUCAAAAGGCAAUUCAAUAGGAGGAAACUCAUCAUGCCCAUCUAUAACCAUGGAUGGAAAAAAACAUGCAGAUAAACUUGUUGAAAAGUUGAAUAAAAUUUCAGUCAUUUCAUCUGAUAAAAAGUUUAAAUUACUCAAUUCUUCUACCAAUAAACUCAAUAAACAAGUGUUUUCUACAAAAUUAUCUAAAAGUGCUGAUGUUUCUAAACAACAUAGGAAAUUGCAAACAUUUUCUGGCAUGACAUCAUAUCAGAAAGUCAAGAACACAAAUAAAAGGCAUAGUUUUUCAUCUGUUAAAAAACCUAAUGUAGCUACUAAAAAAACUCUAUCAAAGCAGAUUUCAGCAAAACUUAUUAAAGGAAAUUUAAGAACUGCCAAUAAAAUUCUGUGGUUUCCCAAAGAUGCCAUUCUAGCUGUUCGCACUGAUAAAGAUGAUGAUUUUUUUCUGUGUCGAACAAGAAUCAAUGUGUACAACUACACAAGGCAUGUCAAAAUCAAUUGGUUUGUGAAGAAACCAAAAAAAUACAAAAUUCCAAAUAGUUAUAAAAUGAGUUAUAGAGAUGUUAUUGAUCCAGCUUCAAUUAUUAUGCAGGUGAAUAUCAAAAGAUUGACGCGUGUAACUUACCAGCUUCCAAAUGACCAGUUGGAAGAAAUAAAGAAACUUUUACAAGUUGCACUAGAAGUUGAAAGUGGAAAGAAAACUGUUGAUGAAUUGGAUGAUGAUGUGCAACAAGUUAUUAUAAUUGAUCAACCUUCUACCAAGAAACCAAGAUUACAGAAAACAGCUUCUCAGAGAUUGAGAGAUAAAGAGAAAAAGGUGAAAAAAAGUAAGGAACCAAAGGGUGAGAGGAAAUCAAGGCAGAAGAUUGAUGCUCAAGGUGAACCUAAAAGAAAGAGACCAACAAAAAAAACUACUUUAACUUUACAGCCUAGAACAGACAUUAAAAUUUUGGCUCUUGAUCCUCUGUUUGAAACAAGGGAUCCAAUGCCUUAUGUUUCAAAAGCUGCCAACUCCAGACUUGUAUUUAGAGCUAUCCAUUUGAAGGAUAACAAACUUCUCACAAAAUUGCUCAAAGAUGGUAGCAAGAUUUAUAAGUUACAUCACAAGUCUCUAGAUAAUGAAAACACUCCUGCAAGUGCUGCUGGCUUAGCCAAUGACAAGAACAUUCUUUUGACUCUUCUGGAGGAAUUUUUUGGAAAGAAAUUCAAGGACAGAUGCAAAAAUAACAAGGGAGAUAAACACUUUCUUGAUAAAUUGGGAACUGGAAGAUACAACAGGCGUUCCUUAGGAAUUAAUUUUAUUCGCAAGAUUACAGCCAGUCGUGGAAGUCGAGAAGGAAACAAUGCAUUUGUGAUUAAUGAUGAUGCUGUCAGCUACUGUGAAAAUGAUUUUAUAACAGAAUUUCUAAAGACUAAUUCAAAUCCAGAUCUACUUAAAGUUAUAGAACAAUUUUUUGAGGAAAAGAAACAAGAUAUCUAUACUAAUGUAUUUUCUGUUCAAGAUGUACAUAAAUUACUUCUGAGUGGCCUACCUUAUAUUGCUGGUAAAAUAAUCCAAGCCAAUCUGAAAUAUAGCAGCAGAGUGUUCCAUCAUUUGUUUAGAGAUGUUUUACUGUUCACAAAUGAAGAUUUAACUGGAUGCUCUCCCUCUAACUUACGCUUUGUUAGCAAAAGAGUUUUUAAGUUGAGUGUCUUCCACUGUGCAGCAGCAAACAGUAACUCCAAAUAUUUAGAAAAGCUCUUGUCUGUUCAGCCAGAUGUUCAUAUUGUUGAUAGUCGUGGAAACAGGCCUUUACAUUUUGCUGCAGCCUGUGAAUCACCUGACAAUGUUAGAUUAUUGCUUGAAAAAGGAGCCAAUUUUAAUGAUACCAACAACAAUCGUGAGCUACCACUUCAUAUAGCCAUCCAAGCUAAAAGACCUGAGAAUGUAAGGCUACUUCUUGAGGCAGCUGCAAACAACCCCACCAAAGAUCCAUUCUCUGACAGGUUUGGCACUGGAGGUGUAAAUAGAUGUGACAACUCUAGUAGGACUCCACUACACCUUGCAGCAGAUCACUGUGUUUCUGAAGUAGCUGAAAUUCUUUUGAAAUUUGGAGCCAAUGUUAAUGCUAAAUUAAGUGUAUCUCAAAACCAGUUGUCUCCCUUAAUGACUGCUGCUGCCCAAGGAGAUUUAAAAAUGGUUCAAUUACUUGUCAAAAAUGGUGCAGACGUAGAACAAAAAGAUCGCAUGGAACGUAGAGCAGUUAUUCAUGCCUGUAUGAAUGGCUCCACUAAUGUUUUAUCUUAUUUGUUGAAUAUUGGAGCAAGUGCUGAGCACCCUGAUAGCUCUGGGAAUUCCCCAUUACACUAUGCUGCAGCUUAUGGGUGGUACUUUACUGCAAAACUUCUUCUCGAGGCUGGGGUAGACCCAAAUGCCAAUAACAUGUGGAAGCUAACACCUGUAAAUGUGGCUUACCUUAAGUCACAGGUUGGUAUUGUUCAGCUUCUACUCAAUCAUGACAAGGUGGACAUUAAUUUUGCAGAUGAUAAUGGUAAGACCUUGAUAUUCCAUGCUUGUGAAAGUGACCUUCUGCAGCCAGAUCUAGUGGAGCAAAUCAAAUAUAUUAUUGAGCAAAAAGGGGCACUAUGCAACAUAAGAGAUAACUCUGGACAAACUCCACUCCAUUGCUUGGCUUCCAAUUCAGUUAAUGUUGAUGAUGAAGAAAAAAACAGUCAAGAAACUUUAAAGACUGAAGCUUUUAAACAAAGUGUCUCCAUAGCCCAGUUGUUAAUUAAACAUGGCUGUGACGUGAAUGCUGUUGAUGAUAAUAAUGAUUCUGCUGCAAUGAUGGCACUCAGUGAAGUUAUCAAUUUACCUCUUUGUGAAUAUUUACUGGAAAAUGGAAGUCCAAUAUUAAUGCCUGCUGGCUCAGAACGAUCCACUACCAUGUUGCAUAGUAUAGCAAGUUCCUUGUGGGAAGCUCCUUCAAAUUUAUGCAAAGUGUUUAAAGUUAUUCAGAAAUUUAACUAUCUUGACACUCUUAAAUCUAUGGCAAGUUAUGUCGACUGUCUGGGUUUCACACCGCUACAAACUGCUUGCUUGACAGCUUCGAAAAUUUAUUGGGUAAACUAUGAAUCAAUAGAAGAUCGUAAAGUGUUAAAGAAAAACUGGGACAAUGUCAGAGCUUUUAUAAGAUUAUUGGUGGAUGAACUAGGCUCAGAUGUCAAUGCUAAAGUACAAAAAAGAUAUUAUGAUGAGGUAGAUAUGCCUGCUCCCAACUCUGACAGUUGGUGGUACAGUAAAGAAACAGCUGGAAGAACAGCUGCUCACAUUAUCAUGCUUAAGAAUGAUCCAGAGUUUGACAGUGAAUUUAAAUUUGUACAGUGUGGCAAGUCAAGUCAAAUUUUUAAAGAUUUGGUUCUUCUUGGAACUGAUCUUAAUGUACUGGAUGAAAGUGGAAACUCCCCUUUGUCAACAUGCAUUCUUAGUGAUCGAGAAGAUCUCUUUGAAUUUAUGGUAACUAAAGGCAAUUGUAACUUGAAUCUGAAAGUGAAACAUGAAAAAGAUCAAUGGAUACAUCCUCUUAUUUUGGCUGCUACAAGAUUUUCUGCCAAUGGGACAAAGAACUCUUCAGUCAUCUGUAAAUUGAUUGAAUUAGGCUGUGAUCUCAACUGUGAAGCCUCCAAUACCCAGAAAAAGAUACUGCACUGUGUAGCUACUGCUGCAGACCCUCAAGCAAGAGAAGAGGUUCUCAAAAUUGUGAACAAAUUAGCUGAAAGAGAAUACAAUUUUAAUAGCCUUGAUGGUAAAAAGAGAACUGCAAUGCAUUAUGCACUGAAGACCAAUAAUGGUGGACUCAAUCAAAGUUAUGAAUUGGAAGUCAAACUUAUUGUCCUUGGCACCAGACUUGGUCUGAAAGAUAAAUAUGGCAGAACAGCUCUGCACUACAUUUUUAAGAAAGCUAAGAAUGCAAAGCCUGCUUCAAAUACAUACAGACAUUUCAAUUAUACAACACCAGGAAAUGCUGGUUCUAAUGAUCCAGCUGAACUAACUAAAUUGAUUGGCAGAGACAUGAAUGUGAUUGAAAUCAAUGAAAAAGAUAAAUAUGGUCAGACGGUACUUCAUCUUGCAGCUAAACAGGGGGCCACAUUUUGUUGCAUGUACUUGACUUUGGUUGGGGCUGCUGUAAACAUAGAAGAUAAUGAUGGAAAUACAGCACUGUCAUUAGCCGUACAAAAUAAAUUUGAUGGUUGUGCUGCAACAUUAAUUCAGUCUGGUUCCAACUUGAAGUCAAAGGUUAUCAUUAUACAAAAUGAGGAGACAGUAAAGUUAGCUAGCAAGGAAAAUAAGAAUUCAGAAAGAAAGUCAAAAGGUAGAGAAAAAAAGGACAUCUGGCAGUGGAAUCCAGAUUCUCUAGUGAAGGUUGCUGAGUCUGUCAGAGUUUUGUCCCUUUAUCAGGCUGCAAUAGAGUUUGACCUACCAGGAGUAGCCAUGUUUGUAACUGAAGCUAGCCUUGCCAAAUCUGGUCUCUCUCAACAGGAUGCUAUUACUACUGCACUGAAAUCCUGCAAGUACAAUAUAGCACUACGUCUUCUGUGUACCACAACUGAUAUCUCUGUACUUCAUAUAAAGAGAGAGCAUAGUCAAAGUCUACUGCAUGUUUUAGCUCUAAGUGGAGCUGACUACAAACAAAAGAAUGAUCCCAUUCUUGUUAAGAUUGCAGAUUUCUUAUUCAGUGCUGGGCUUUCUGCUAAUGAAGGGGAUGAAUUCAAUUGUAACCCUAUAAUGUAUGCUGUUCUAAAUAGACUUUUCCCAUUGGCUGACUUUUUAGCUGAAAAAAGUGAUGGGUAUGAUGUGAAAUAUACAGACAAUUUUAACAGAUCCUACCUGGCAGCAGUCUUAUGGAGAUGUCAUUCAAGUAAAAUUGAUCAAGCUUGUUGGGAUUUCAUUGAGAAAUUGCUGAAAGCCAAAAUUGAUUUGAAUCAAUAUUUUGAUUUGCCAUUGAACCCUGACCUGGCCACAAUUGUUACAAGUGAAAGCAAAAAAGAUCCAGAUUAUUGGAUAAGUUAUCCAGGUGUCAAGACAACUGCUUUGUUUGCUGCUAUUUGCUGUCUUGAAUUCACUAUAUCUUACAACAUUUUAGCUUGGGGAGCUAAUCCUAACCUUGUGGAUGGAAAUGAUUUAACUCCCCUUAUGUAUGCUGUCCUAUUGAAUCGAACCAAUCAUGUGAGACAGUUACUAAACUAUGACUAUGAUCCAAAAAAAUCAUACAAAACUAAGCCUGACAUGGAGAAAGUAAAAACUACAAAUUGGAACAAGAAAUCUCGCGCUGUAUUUAAUCUGAAGGCCAGUAGAGAGGAGAGUGAUGAAAGUAGUGAGAGUUCGGAGGAGUCCAUGGAGGAAUCAGACAAUGACACAAGUGUGAAAGAAGAAUACUUUACAAUGAAAAAAACAAGUUCCGUAAAUUUGUUUGCAAAAGAUGGUAAAGGACGAACAGCACUCCAUUAUGCUGCACAAACACACUCCAAUGGGACAUUUGAUAAUGAUGAAGCUGCUUUUGUUUUGGUAAAAGCAGGAGCUAAGCUAACCACAGACUCUUCUGGGAUGAACCCUUACCAACUAGCUGUGAUGUCUGGUGCACUGAAGGUUGCUGAAGUGAUUAGGAAAUAUUUUGUUUUACACCAAGAAAGGCCCCCUGAGAGUAUUUGGCAAAAUGAUGUGAAUGAUGGUGUACCCAAAGUCUUUGAAACUUGGCCUGAUUUUAAAGAAGCAUCAGAGAAAGUACUCCGGCGUUAUGAUUCAAGUAAAGUUGUACAAGAUGUUUAUCUGCAUGAAGUGGACUCUUAUUGCAAUAUAACAGAUGGGGAACUACUCAAGGAUGAAGAACAGAAUAUUUAUUAUGAUGUCCUGAUGACUAAAGUAGAUGUUAAACAAGGUGAAUGGGGGCUGUAUAAUUUUUAUCAAAUGCAGAUUGUUUGUCAGCCCAAGAAGUCUUUGUUUGUCUUGUUCACUCGUUGGGGGCGUAUUGAAGAUGCAGGUCAAUUCCAGCACACCCCUUAUUCUACCAAAGAGGAAGCUGUCAAAGAGUUCAUGAAAAUUUUUAGAGAAAAAAGUGGAAAUAAGUGGAUUAAUGUUAAAAAUUUUGAAAGAAAGCCCAAUAAAUACAGACUCAUUGAAGAUGCUGCCAGGAAAGCUCCAGUACCUCAGAAGGAUGUUGAUUUUAACCUUGAAAGCAAUGUUUCAUCUAGAGUCCCCAAACAUCUAUACAUGCUUGUUGAAACUUUGAUGAAUCCUAAAUCCAUGCAGUUGUCAAUGACACAAUCAGGCAAGAAUGAGCUCUCUUUGGCUCUUGGGCAGCUUAAUAAAGAAUUGCUGUUGAAAGGCAAAGACCUGCUGGAUCAAAUUGAGAAGUUAGUGGAGGAGGUGGAGCAAUACAGACGAUUUCCUAAAGAUAAACAGGAAGAUAUCACAAACAAAGACAUUUACAGAAAUAAUUUAGAAAAGAUUGCUGAACUAAGCAAUGAAUAUUUUCAUGUCAUCCCUACUAAGAACUUUUCAUGUGAGAAAAUUCGUCCUUUAGAUCAGCGAAAGAAACUAAUGGUGCAAAUUCACAACUUAAGUAAUCUACUAGAUUACGAAAUUGCCUCAAAAAUGAUGUUGGCUGCCAUGCACUAUAAAACAGUGUACAACCCAGUUGACUAUGUGUAUCGAUCUAUUGGAUGUAAGAUAGAGAUGAUGACACCAAGGGAUGAAAUGUCACAAAUGAUACUGAAGUAUAUCUCUCUGACUGGUACAGGUGUUAAGGUUUAUGGUAUAUACAAACUUCAACGUAAUGGAGAAAGUGAUCGAUUGAAGUCCACAGGACUUGCUGAUCAUCGUCUCUUAUGGCAUGGAACUAACACCUCUAACUUGUUGAGUAUACUGAACCGAGGUCUUGUGAUUUGUCCACCAGAAGCCCAAAUGACUGGCUGGGCUUAUGGGAAGGGCAUUUAUUUCUCUGAUGCUUUCAACAAAAGUGCUAGUUACAUAGCAACAGAUGGUGAUUCUUCUUACAUGCUAUUGUGUGAAGUGGCAUUAGGUGACAAACUAGAUUACAAAAGUGUAAUGGAGGAUGAAAACAAUAAAGAAAAGCGAAUGAAAGAGGCUCACAACUCAGUGGUUGUACAAUCUCAAUAUUCGUACUUCAAUGACUCAGACUGGUUCCAUUUACCAAAAGGUGUCUGCCUACCUCAAGAAUCCCUGAAAAACACCUAUAAUCACAACAGUUAUUAUACACAGUAUGUUAUAUUGGAUCCUGCACAGGUGUGUCUUCGUUACUUAGUAGAGUUUUCUAAAUAGAUUGAUUUAUUUAUGCAAGAUCUUCUACUGCAUUAUUGCCAUCAGAUAAUGAACUUAUUGCCAAGGAUUCAUAGAUUUGCUCUCAAGUUUAUGACUGCCAUAUAUUUAUAAUACAUCUACUAUUUUUUAUAAUAAACUUCUUUUUUUCUUUUAAUGUUCUGCAGUUUUUAUCUAAUUGAAUAAAAUUGUUUAUGUUAUACAUGUUUAUGAUAAAUUCUAGAGAUACUAUAAAUUGUUUGUUUUUUUAUUGAUGCUUCAUUAAAUGUAGAGUGCAAACUUUUUUUACUCUUAGAGAAAUGUUUUGUUUAACAAUUUAUUAUUUCUAAUGUUAUAUAGACAUACCUUGUGAUAUAUAUUUAUUGAAUGUUGAUUCAUCAGUUUAAAAUACAAUAGUAGUCUCCCCUACAGGACUUUUAGUAAAACGGUUUUAAAUCUAUCAGAAAUGUUUACACUAUUUUCAUUGAUCUACACGCACAUUUGUAUGUUCCAAAAUAUUUUGUUUGAUUUUUUUCUGUGAUAUCUAUAAAUUAAAUGAUUAUUUAUACCUUAAAGAUGGCAUUGAUGUCUUUAGUAGUCUUCGUGUCUGAGCAGCAAAUGAUUCAUUUAAGAAGAUUUGUAAUAGUUUUAUUAGACUUUCUAGUUUUGUGAAGGCCUAACACAGUAUUUAGUUAGUCUGUUCUAUGCAUGAGGCAGCAUUCUUUUUGAUGCAAUCCUUCACAUCACAUGACUUUAAGGUUUGUGAAAGUAAAUCAUAAAUGCUCACAAAGGGUACACACAACUGAUCUUUCAUUCAAUAUUGAUAACAGCAAUGCACAUAUAUAUUUGAACCUAAUAUAUCAAACCUUGUGUUUGUCUUAUAAUUCUGACCAUAUUGUAUCUACGUUAAUAUGCACAGCUUAUAGCCUACUAGUUAUGACAAAAGAUACACUUUUUUUUAGAGAGAAGUCAAAUGGUUUUGCUUUACAUAAUAUUUUAAUAUAUCAUUUUCACAUGUUCACCAAUGUCAUAUAUCUAGUAUUGUAGAUUGUGGAGGACAAAAAUGUUUUUUAAAAAGCUGAACAUAUUUUAAAGUUUUUAUUUUGUAGUAAUUUUAUCACUUAAACUAAUUGAUUUAUUAAAAUAUGUUUAUGUCUGCAACUACUAUUUAUUUAUAUCAUUGUAAAACAAACAAAAAAAAACACUUUUC